AUGAGCAGACUAAGACCCCUCCACGGUGCUUGCAAUUGCGGACGCAAUCACUAUUCCAUCAUCGUCCCGCAAGAUGCUACAGAGCGGGCGCAAGUUUACUUUGACGAUAGCAGCGAAAGCAGACGAAGUCAAGCCACUCCGUUAACAGCAUGGCUGCGAGUUCCUCUGGCCUGGUACUCGUCAUCUACCAGAGCAUUCUUUCCUGAUGAGACGCACUCUUCCAUCCGACGCAUCUUCACCCCGAGACACAUUCCGCACUGUCGGCGCAUAUUUUGCGGUUACUGCGGAACACAUCUUUCAUUCUGGACCGAGCAACCUCCCUCCGAGGCAGAGUACAUGAAUAUUACAUUGGGAAGCCUCUUGAGUGAAGAUAUCCGUGCUCUCCAAGACUUGGACUUGCUCCCCGAAGAUGCUGAGCCACAAGAUGUGCUGUCUACCGAACAAGGAUCAGUCCAAGCUCCAGCGGGACAGCAGGCUCUGGCGAGAACGGGACGCCGUGGAAUAACUGGAACACUGUCCUGGUUCGAGGAAAUGCUCGAUGGCAGCCGUCUCAGCCGGACUCAUAAUAUCAGAAAGGGUGUAGGAGUCAGUGCAGAUGGUUCAACGACGGUGGAAUGGGAAAUCACUGAGUAUUUUGAUGAUGGAACGGGAGAAUCACAAGAGGCGCAAACGUCCACAGGUUCGACGUGA
Molecule: messenger RNA, 690 nt
Organism: Rhinocladiella mackenziei CBS 650.93
Lineage: Eukaryota; Fungi; Ascomycota; Eurotiomycetes; Chaetothyriales; Herpotrichiellaceae
Exons: 2
Coding region: 1-690 (229 amino acids)
Source: RefSeq, a predicted model, not a curated record